AUGUUUGACGUGAUCCGCAGUCCUCCAGGUGCUCAAUUAGAGCGGGCCGUCGCCAUGGCGACCGCUUUUCCCGGUGACUGCCAGUUUCCUCGACUGCUCUGCUGCGAGAAGCCGCUGCCUCCAAAUGCCAUCAAGUCGAACCCGUCCAAGCGGCACCGGGACCGGCUGAACGGCGAGCUGGACAAGCUGACCAGCCUGCUGCCCUUCCCGGAGGACGUGCGCGCGCGCCUGGACAAGCUGUCCGUGCUCCGGCUCAGCGUCGGCUACCUCAAGGUCAAGAGCUUCUUCAGCGCUACGUUGCAGAAGAAGGACGCGAGCUGGCUGGCGGACAGAACGGCGGCCAUCGGCGGGAAUGGAAAGACGGCGUCUGCCAUCGAUGGUGUUGCCAUCUCAGAGGGAGACCUCCUCCUGCAGGCCCUGAAUGGCUUUGUACUGGUGGUCACAGCUGAAGGCUACAUUUUCUAUGCCUCCCCUACUAUACAGGACUACCUGGGCUUCCACCAGUCGGACGUGGUCCACCAGAGCGUGUUCGAGAUGAUCCACGCGGACGACCGGGCCAUGUUUCGCCGCCAGCUGCACUUCGCACUCAACCCCAACCAGGGGGACCCCGAGCAGGGCAGCAGCGGCAUGCAGAACAGCACCCAGAUUUCCAAUAACGUCGUGGCCUACGACCCCCAGCUCGUCCCCCCAGAAAACUCCUCCUUCCUGGAGAGGAGCUUCUGUUGUCGCUUCCGAUGUCUUCUUGACAGCUCCUCUGGCUUCCUGGCACUGAACUUCCAGGGGCGUCUGAAGUACCUCCAUGGGCAGAACCAGGUGUCGGAGGAUGGCACGGUUGCCCACUCCAUGCUGGCCCUGUUCGCCAUCGCCACGCCCCUGCAGCCCCCCUCCAUCCUGGAGAUCCGGACCAAGACGCUCAUCUUUCAGACCAAACACAAGCUGGACUUCUGUCCAAUGGGUAUCGACACCAGAGGAAAGGUGGUUCUGGGAUACUCUGAAAUGGAGCUCUGCAUGAAGGGAUCGGGAUACCAGUUCAUCCACGCUGCCGACAUGAUGUACUGCGCAGACAACCACAUGAGGAUGAUAAAAACGGGAGAAAGCGGCAUGACCGUCUUCAGGCUCCUGGCGAAGUCGGGCGUCUGGGUGUGGGUCCAGGCCAAUGCCAGGCUGGUGUUCAAAGGCGGAAGGCCUGACUUCAUCAUCGCUCGCCAGAGACCCCUGACGAACGAAGAAGGAGAGGAGAACUUUCGCAAAAGGAGGCUGCAGCUCCCCUUCAACUGCUCCUCUGGAGAAGCGCUCCUCUACGACACCGGCCCCAGCCUGGACAUGGUGGAGGGGAACACGCCCAAAACCAGGAGCACAUCCGAGGUGCAGGACCUGGACCCCAAGUCUCUCCUGGGGUCCAUGCUCAACCAGGACCAGUCGGUGUAUAUCCAGCCCCCCACCCCGGACCCUCAGCUCACCCUGGACAAAGCUUUCAUGGACAGCCACGCGCUGCUCAGCGUCCCAGGGGAUGCCUGGCAGCAGGAGGUGUCCCCGCCCAGCACCGACCUCAAGCAGGACCCCACGGUGGCAGGCAUCAUGGACUCCCUGGAGCAGAUCAUGAGUGACGGCAACCUGGGCGCGGCCCUGGAGGACCUGGACGUGAAGGACAGUGAGCUGAAGGAGUGGGAGCACACCCUGCUGAAGAUGAACAUGAGCAACGACGUCUCCCUGGAGCUCAACGGCAUCCUAGCCAACGACAUCUUCUCCUACGUGGAGGAUGCCCUCUUCAAGGAGAACGCCAUGGGCCAACGCCGCAGUGACGGGUCGAGGGAGCUCGGUGUCCCAUCGAGCUGCUUUGCCGACGCCCUCCUCGGCGAGCAGAGCGCUUUCACAGAGACGUCACGGGGUCUGUCUGGAGCGGGGUUGCAGGAUUCCGGGUUGCCUGGCAACCACCAGAACGCGCCACUCCCUGCUGUGCUGAGGCAGGCACAGGCUGUCCCCCAGGUGGACUUUGUCGGAAUUGGAGAGCAAAGCAUUGUGGGAGCAGGGAGUGGGGUCGGAGGCAUGCAGGAGGUCAUGUGCCCUGACUCUCUGGUCUCCAUGAGACUGAAUGGGCCUACUGUGUCACAGAAUGAUGGUAUGUUGUCUCUGAGACAGCCAGAGUUCGGUGCCCAGACUGGCCUGAGUCUUAACAACAUGAUGCCCUAUAGCUCUGCCCUGGCCACGCCCUGCUCUCAAACGCAGGUGAACCAGGUGAGGCAGGGCCUGCCGACUAUGUCCAGCUUUGGGUCCUGCCCGCAGAAAAUGCGGUCGCCUCCCUCAAGCACCGUCGGCCCGGUCCACCCAGAAUCUCUGGUUCUGUCCCUCCCAAACCAGCGGCAGCAGGUCGGAAUUGCGGGAAAGCAUUUCGAGUACCAGAAACGACAGACUUUCAUAGGCCAGUCCAUCCAAACAGCUUUGGAAGAACAGCGAGGCCAGUGGACCCCUUGCAUCCCCAACACUAAUUUUGAAGACAACCUGCAGGACGUCUGCGCCCAAAAUUUGCCCCCUCAGCAAAGUGUCUCGAACCCUUCGUCGGCACAACACCUUCAGGGCUGUUUCUCAGUCCAGACGCAGAGUUUACCUCCUCAGCAUCUGCACCCGUGGCAACAGCAGCAAAACGUUUCCUUGGCGACGUGCAACAGACAGCAGUACCCCUUGACUCACCCGCCCAUCCCCUCCCGCCAGGAGCGCCACAGGGACUCCUCUUCAGGCCCUGUGCCCCAUGUUUCGCAGAACUGCAGGAUAGUCUAUGGCUUUGGGACGCAGAAUGCCACGCCUGCCUCUUCAUCGAUCACGAACAGCUGCAUGUUCGAUGGCGGCCUGUCGUCCGCUGGCAACGGGGUGUGCUUCAGCAAUGUGGAGCGGGGGGCGUCCGUGCCUCCCUACCAGAAGCUGAACCCAUCAAACAGCCAGAGCUCCCCACAGGCCAGCUGCUGCUUCCAGAAUCUUCCGGGGAAGUUGGUCCUGGGCCCGUCCAGCAGCAGCCAGGGGAACGGCCUGCCUUGCCCCAUGGCGCCUGGCUUCUCCACAGGGGACACGAUGGCCCAGCACCAGUUUCUCAACUGCAAUGGGCAGACACAGGUACCCGGCCGUCCAUUAGAAGACAAUGAGUCUUUCGCCUUCCCGCCACUUUCCAACGGAACAGCAUAUUUUUCUGAGAACAGUCAGACCAACUGUUGUGACUUCUAGAGGGCGGAGGCACGUCCUCACCUCCAGCGGUGUCAAAGGUCAGAGGUCAAAGGCAAGCGCUAGCUGAGAAAGGGACAGAGACAGCCUGUGUGUCGCGGGGCCACCGCAGCGCUUCUUGUGGCUGUUUCCUGUGCCCCGCCCCCCACCCCCUGUCCCCCCAUCUACCCCGCGUCCCCUUGGAGAUGCGGAAGCCCUAUCGUAGCUUCUGCCACUUCUCACGGCUUCUCGGCUCGUAAAAGUACACAAGACUUCAGGCUCCGCCCCCGGACUGCGGGAGCCGCCGCGGGGGUCAGUCACCCGAGCCGCCACUUCGCACGCCAUUCGCCCGUUCAUCACGGUGGGAAGGAACGUGCCAGGAAGUCCUGAUGGAUAUCUAUUUAUUUGUUUCUGUUCUUUCUCACUUUUUUCUCCAUUAUCUUUGCUUUUAAUUUUUAUGUUCCAUGGGAGAAAGAAGCAGGAGUCCAGGAGAAUGGAAAAUUGAUUGCUUAAGAGCUAAAAAAGCGCAAGUCCUUCGGCAGAGACUGCAGGAAUGAAGUAGCCAAUCAAAAGGGGGUCUGUGGUUAUCAUGUGAAAUUCCUGGAAGUUGAUUCAAGCGGUGAAUAAGAUGAUUGAUCACUGGUCAGAAUACUCCUAACCUCCAGGUGGAGAAGAUACCAUCUCUUAACUGGAUUUAAGACUCGCUCAUCUCCAUGUGAACCCAUGGGUGAUUGCUGAGAUGUUGUACCAGGGAAAAAAAAAAGAUUCUGGUGGGAUUUUUUUGAUAUUGUAAACUAUAAAAUAGUUUAACAUAAAAUAUGAAAUUGUAAGGAAAAAGGAUAUGUGGUGUGGAAAUAUAAAAAUCAAAAUGUGUGUGUGAGUGCGUAUGUGUGUGCGUGUGCGUGCCUGCAUGCAUGCAUGCGUCUGUUUGUGUGUGUGUGUCCCUGAACUUUCUACUGCAAUCUACUUGAAUGUGAUAUGUUCAGGUAAUUACCAGGACUGUACUGUUCUUUGACCUCACAGAUUUAAAACAGAGUAAAUGAUAACAAGCUCACAGUCUGUUAAUGUGUGUUGCAGCAGUAACCCUGAUAAUUCUCUUGCUAUACAAUAGUUUCAAAUAAACCUACACCUUUUAUAUUUUUAUAUAUAUCACAAAAAUUACUGAAUUGUUGAGCCAUCCUGUUUUUAUCUUAUUUUUGUGUGUGUGCUUAUUUUGUGUUCAUAUAGCAUAUUAGUAUUUUCUUGUCCGUCUUUUGGAAUGGAAUAUGUAAGUAGCAUAGGUUUUGUCCAAUAACACGUGAUGUCCCUGUACUGCUUGUACAUUUUUAAAUUGUUUCAUUCCUGCACCACAUGUAGCAGUAUAUGUAUGGUUGUCGAGUAAGAUUUUGGACAGUGCUGUCCAGAAAUCUGGAGAACAGUGUUCAAAUCAAAACAAAGGCAAAGUGGUUUUGUGACUUAGGCCUUGUCAUUCAGUGUGACUACAGCCUCUAUCCAUUCUGAAUAUACUUUGUCCAUAACUUUAAAUAAGAAUUUGCUUUAUUAUUAUUAUUAUUAUUAUUAUUCCUUUUGCACAUUUUUUCUAGUUUCAGCAACUGUUGUGACCAUAAUCCUGGAUGAAUAGCACUUAAAAGCACUCCAUUUUCUUAUUGACUUUUAAGGACAAAGUUUAUCAAAGACAGAUUGAGGCCUAUUUUGGGCAGAGAUGGUGAAUCUUUCAUGAAGAGCAUGUUUAGUUUGCCAAAUAAAUAUAGCUGAUCUGGUUAACUUGUCAAGAAAAAUAAUUGUACAAAAUUCAGAGGCUACUGUGGACAGUAAUGUUGAUAUAUACCUAAUAUAUAUUUUUGCGUUUAUGCCCAUGAAAUAAAACCCAUUUUGUAUGCA
Molecule: messenger RNA, 5070 nt
Organism: Anguilla rostrata (American eel)
Lineage: Eukaryota; Metazoa; Chordata; Actinopteri; Anguilliformes; Anguillidae
Product: aryl hydrocarbon receptor-like
Exons: 12
Coding region: 1-3213 (1070 amino acids)
Biological process (GO): regulation of transcription by RNA polymerase II; response to xenobiotic stimulus; xenobiotic metabolic process
Cellular component (GO): aryl hydrocarbon receptor complex; nucleus
Molecular function (GO): protein dimerization activity; nuclear receptor activity; transcription cis-regulatory region binding
Source: RefSeq, a predicted model, not a curated record